CUAUGCAAACCACUUUGAAUAUUCACAGUGCUCGCAGCGAUUAGGCCUACUUUGACAUUUCAACAAGAUAAACUUUUUUUUUUGCAAGACAAAUAACAUGAGAAUUUAUCCAAUUUGUAUUUUUGUUUUGAUUUUCGACUUGUAUGACUUGGCAUGUGGUGAUCUACCCAAUGUUCCAUCAACUGUAGUGAUAACGCCACCUUCUGCUACGCCAUCAACAAUAUUGCAACCCAGUCUGACCAUUUAUUAUGACGCGAUGGAAGAAUAUUCGCAAGUUUUUUUCAAUACAACGUUGGUGAAUGUAUUUAGUUGCUUUUCUUGCAGCGUUGAUAUCAGUUUCAUUCCAUGUCAACAGGCCAAGAAAGAUCAAAACGGAGAUCUAUCUUGUCCUGCUAAAGCAGAUCCUGCGUGUAAUUUAGACAAAAUACAUUCUUGCGCUAUCGCCCAAGCAUUGGAUAAGACACAGCUGGUCAACUUCCUCGCAUGUACAAUGAGUACUGUGAAAAAGCUUCCUGAUUUUCUGACAUGCGCAAUUCGGUACAAGUUCGAUGAUAAGCAACUCCAAUCGUGUGCCAGUUCUGAUACAGGGAAAAAUCUGUGUAAAAAUAAUAGCAACCAAAAAAUGCCAAAUUGCAAUACAAUGCCUGGAUUCGUAUUCAAAAAUCCGAAUGAUAUACAGGCCAACGAUCCUUUUGAACAUUUGGAUAAUUAUAUAAACAACAUUUGUGUGACUGAUUUCAAGUCAGCACUUUGUGCACAGCUUAAAGCUACAACAGCAACCUCUAUACCUCCAGAAUGCAAUCAGAAACUUGUGAUGGGUAUUUUUUACAAAGCAAUGGAUGCAGCCUCUCAAAAAUGGUUUCAGACAUUUGCCACUGUAUAUGAAAAAUUCAGCAGUUGCUUAACGCUUAAAUAUCAACCUUGUAUGUUUGCUGAGCUUUCUGAUACGGGGACAUUAGAUUGUAAAGAUCCAACAGACACUGAUUGCAUUGCUGCCAAAACACACGCAUGCGCUGUAUCAAAGAUAUCUGAUCCUAAGGCUCUCUUUCAGUUUUUGAGUUGUGCCAUGAAAGAUGCCACAAAAGUACCAGAUUUUGAAAAAUGCGCAACCGACAAUAAUAUUAUAUACGAACCAAUCAAAACAUGUGCCAGCAGCGAUACCGGUAAACAGCUAUGUUUUGAUUACAGUAAAACGCGACCAAAGUCAGAUAAAGUUCCAUCUUUCAGUUAUGAACUAACUUAUCACAUACGAGCAAGUACGGAGACUUCACUCGCAGCAAAUUUGCAAUUUACCCUCUGUUCCCAAAUGAAACUAUACAGUGUUAUUUGUCCUGCCUGCCCUUGUGGUACUUCAAGUAUGUCUGCCUACAAUCAGCCUGGCACCGGCGUCACGCAUGGUUAAUGUGAAAUGCAUAUCAAAGUUAUUUGUAAGCCUACUGUUUCAUGCACUGAAGCAUAAUAAAUGACAAAUCCAUGAUCUUAAAACAUAUUUUACUUAUACGAACGAUACUUUGUAUCUUUUUUAUUGAGUC
Messenger RNA from Planococcus citri (citrus mealybug), 1532 nucleotides. RefSeq lists its product as uncharacterized. Bases 98 to 1402 code for a protein of 434 amino acids. Gene Ontology annotation, molecular function: oxidoreductase activity, acting on a sulfur group of donors, disulfide as acceptor. The record is from RefSeq and is a predicted model, not a curated record. The transcript is spliced from 9 exons. Lineage: Eukaryota; Metazoa; Arthropoda; Insecta; Hemiptera; Pseudococcidae.